Messenger RNA from Drosophila hydei, 2404 nucleotides. Its product is annotated as abl interactor 2. Gene Ontology annotation, biological process: protein transport to vacuole involved in ubiquitin-dependent protein catabolic process via the multivesicular body sorting pathway. Lineage: Eukaryota; Metazoa; Arthropoda; Insecta; Diptera; Drosophilidae. The record is from RefSeq and is a predicted model, not a curated record. Gene Ontology annotation, molecular function: protein binding. Gene Ontology annotation, cellular component: ESCRT-0 complex. The transcript is spliced from 4 exons. The coding region runs from base 455 to 2293 and encodes 612 amino acids.
AUAUUUAAAAAAUUGUUUACAUAAAAUAUUAAUUUGUAACUGUAUUCGUUGCGUAGUGUAUUUUAAGUGAAUUAAAUAAUAAAGCAGUUGGGAAUUGCAGCUGCAAGCAAUAGCACUGCAUUUAGCAGCUGCCUCUUUUUCGUGUUAUUGUAUUGUUGUGUUGUGACAUUCACACACACACACACACCCCUUCACUCAAACUCAGACGAACAUCUUGUGGCUAGUUUGGUGCGGCGCGGCAAAAAAGAUUUCGAUAUUGCAUGUGUGUGUGAUUGUAUGUGUGAGUGAGUAUUAGUCAUUUUGGCCUGGCCUGGUCGUUGGUCUUGGGCCUGGUCUUGGCAGUUGUUGGUUAACCCGCAACAUUUGGAGCGUACCAGCAGCAAUCAACAGAAACAUAAAAGCAAACACAACUAAAAACCAAAAACUCGUCACGCCAAAAUCAGCAAAAGGCAGCAUGACCAUACCAUCAAGACCAGCGCCCGCACCGCCGAUGUCACGUGGUCAAAAUGCAGCAGCCGGUGCGAAUGCGAGUCUGGAGCAGCUGCGUCUGCAGCUGCAGCAGCAGCAUCUGCAGCAACAACAGGCAUCCAAUGGGGGACUGCAGAAGCUGAACAUUAAACUGCCGCCGCCACCGAAGGGUCAAGUGCAGCAAAAUAACUUCCACAAGAAGCCGGCUGGCAGUAACAACAACUACUUUGAUGUAGAGGGCAGCGGGUCUAGCAUAACGCGCAAGUUUCCUCAAGCCCGUUAUACGCCGACUACCAAUUGGAAUGAUGCGCCCUUCGAUGGCGUUUCCUCGACGGUCAAUGGCAACACAAAGAAAAUGCCGCCACCACGACCACCACCGCCCAAAGUUCAGAUAAAUGGCCAAAAACUGGCUAGCUUAAGAACAGGGAACCUUGGCGGUGGUGGUGGUGGUGGUAGUGGCAGUAGCCAUAGCCAUAGCAUCAUAAGCAACAUUUUCCAUCGCAAAAAGUCGACGGCCACGGCAACGGCUGCUGCUUCUAAGGUCGCAGCGCAAAGUCGCGUCUACGGCCUGAGCAGCGGUCAUUCCGUGUCUUCAACAACAACUGCAGCAACUGCAUCGGCGACCGCUACUGCGUCCAGCAACUUCACUAAUAACUCAAACACGUACGAUUGGAAUGCAGCCUGGAAUACGGAGAGUACAACAACUACUACGAUGAAAAGCUCGACUAGCAGUCAUCGUGAGACGACGGAGGCGCAGCUGAUCAGCUUUGAUUCGCCGCCUUCAUCGCCCACUUUUACACAGAAGUCAAACAGCGACUGCGUCAGCGUCGACAGCUUCAGUUCGGAUAGCAAUUUCAGUUCACCCAACAAUGGCAGUGUCUCGCAGCCGGAGAGCGGUUUCGAAGAUGACUAUCACUCGCGGUCACGGCCCGCCACACAAAGUCCUUUGGUGGAUCCAUGGGAGGCGGUGGACAGCAGCAUCUACAGCGGCGGUGUCGAUAGUUUCGGUACAGCACCCGUGCGUCAAAUGCACCCACAGCUUUCAGCACGGACCUCGGACAAUCCACUGUGCAACGGCAAGAGUCUUGUUCCUCCCGCACAGUCGCUGACCAUGCCCACCAUCAUUAAGCCGAAGAUAUCGCAGAAGCCCAAGGCACCCAAGCCGCCACCAUUCAUUGGCCAGCCACCAGCGUUUGCCUAUGGCGGCUAUAGCACACCGCCGUCGCCACCCAUGCCAAAGGGCGCCCCACCGACUCUUCCGGCGGCCGGUACCUCUUCUGCUUCUGGCAACAUCUCACUGCUGGAUGUUAUAUCAGGCAAAGUGGAUGCUCUGGCCUUGAGCAAUGGUAGCUCUGGCUACGUGGAUGAGCUCGAGGUGCCAUAUGCAAUUGCGCUCUAUGAUUUCGAUGGCGUUGAGGAGGGCGAUCUUAGUUUCAGAGAAAAUGAGAAGAUCUAUCUGGUGGACCAGCCCACAGAGGAAUGGUUUCGCGGACGUUCACGUACCGGCUGUGAGGGCCUAUUUCCUGUGAAUUAUGUGGAAAUUAAGGUGCCAUUGGGCGGUAAUGCUGCAGCACGUGCAACUCACGCUCACUCCCAACCACAAGAGCAGCCACAGCACCAGCAACAGCAGCAGCUGUCCACUGCGCGUUGUCUGUACAAUUUUCCUGGCGAGGUUGAGGGAGAUCUCACUUUAAGAGAAAAUGAGGUGGUAAACAUUCUUUAUCGUAUUAACGAGGAUUGGCUUUAUGGGGAGGUGAAUGGACGGCAGGGCCAAUUUCCGGCUAAUUUCCUAGAAUAUGUCCCCGAUAAUAUACCCACGCUGUGAAAACCUAUUUGCAAAAAUAUCAAUAAGAAGCAGGAAAUAGAAACUAUAUUUAAAUUAUACAUAGAAUAUAUAUCGAUAAGGAAGAAACAGCAAAUAUCGUUGGAACUGAAA